AUGUUGAGUUUAGUGCCAGUUCACCUUCCUACAGGAUCCAGCCGUGUUAUCCUAGAGAAAAACGCACGAAGUUCUAUGCAUGUCAGCUCUGUCUCUGGUCUGCUCCGCAGUUACUACUGUCCUCUCGUCUGGCUAAUCAUUUCGCAUACUAGAAGAGUUAUUCCGGCCUGCAGGAUACACUUUCCAAGAGCCAGAGUACCCCAAUUACCAAUGCAAGUUCGUGUACACGGUCUACCACCAGGUCCGGCCACCAGGACACUCCCUCCGGGAGUCAGACAACUCCGACUAUCUCUGGAAGUCAGAAUAAAUGGUCUACCACCAGGGCCACCCUGCAGGACACUCCCUCCGGGAGUCAGAGAGCCCCAGCAACCUCUAAGGGGAGGGGUAUACGGUAUACCACCAAGGUAA
Molecule: messenger RNA, 408 nt
Organism: Homalodisca vitripennis (glassy-winged sharpshooter)
Lineage: Eukaryota; Metazoa; Arthropoda; Insecta; Hemiptera; Cicadellidae
Product: homeobox protein ESX1-like
Exons: 4
Coding region: 1-408 (135 amino acids)
Source: RefSeq, a predicted model, not a curated record